Molecule: messenger RNA, 762 nt
Organism: Coccinella septempunctata (seven-spotted ladybird)
Lineage: Eukaryota; Metazoa; Arthropoda; Insecta; Coleoptera; Coccinellidae
Exons: 2
Coding region: 1-762 (253 amino acids)
Source: RefSeq, a predicted model, not a curated record
AUGAAACAUAGAGGGCUAGAGAUAGCCCCACAAAAGACAGAGCUGCUCGUGGUGAAGGGCCCUAGAAAUUUGGGAGGUUUCUAUGCCAGGUUUGCCGGAGUAAGGAUCGAGCCAACAAAGGUGAUAAAGUACCUGGGAGUGAAGAUGAGCAAGGGCCCCUUCCUCGCCAAUUAUCUGGAGUAUAUCACUGAAAAAGCGGCUAUGAAAGCAGACACCAUGGGGAGGCUCCUGCCCAACAUAGGGGGUCCUCUGUAUUUUAGGAGGAGAGUACUGAGCGCGACAGUACACAGCGUAUUGACAUAUGCGGCGCCAGUCUGGAGAGACGAGUUGAAGAAAGGAAAAUACAUGAAGAAGAUAAUCAGUGCACAGAGACGUUGCCUCAGCGUACCGCACGGUCCUGCGGAGGCCGUGCAGGUAGUGGCCGGCUUUCCACCGGCUGACCUUAUGGUAGCGGAAGCAUGCUUCCUCUUUAAGAUAGGAAGCAGACUGCAGGGGCACAGAGCGAUGGCCCCUGAGGAAAUGGAAACAAAGUUCCUUACAGGACACGGGUCUUUUGGCACAUACACUUCUAGAAUAGGGAAAACGGCGACGGAUGAAUGCCACGUGUGCGGAACUCAAGAGAGCCCCCAACACGUCUUCUACGAGUAUGCAAGAUUCUCACAGGAGAGAGCUGCCCUGGAGAGGGACAUAGGACACCUCCCGGAACUCGACGGAAUCAUCCCGUUUAUGGGAUAUUUCUUUCAAGAAUUAAGGAUGAUGUAG